Molecule: messenger RNA, 993 nt
Organism: Mycosarcoma maydis (corn smut)
Lineage: Eukaryota; Fungi; Basidiomycota; Ustilaginomycetes; Ustilaginales
Exons: 1
Coding region: 1-993 (330 amino acids)
Biological process (GO): response to reactive oxygen species; hydrogen peroxide catabolic process; cellular response to oxidative stress
Molecular function (GO): peroxidase activity; heme binding
Source: RefSeq, a predicted model, not a curated record
AUGUCGAAGCUGGGUGACUACGCCGCCGUCAAGAAAGACAUUCUUGCUGUGCUUAAGCAGCCCGAGUACGAUGACGGCUCCGCUGGUCCCGUUCUCGUCCGCCUUGCAUGGCAUGCAAGUGGCACUUACUGUGCGCGCACCGACACAGGUGGAUCCAACGGCGCUGGCAUGCGCUACGAAGCAGAAGGUGGUGAUCCAGCCAACGCCGGUCUUCAGCAUGCCCGCGUCUUCCUGGAACCCAUCAAGGAGAAGCACUCUUGGAUUACCUACGCCGAUCUCUGGACGCUUGCUGGUGUAGUUGCUAUCGAGGCGAUGGGCGGUCCUUCGAUUCAAUGGAAGCCUGGACGCACCGAUUUUGCCGACGACUCUCGCUUGCCACCCCGCGGUCGUCUGCCCGACGGCGCUCAGGGUGCCGACCACCUCCGAUUUAUUUUCAACCGCAUGGGCUUCAACGACCAGGAGAUUGUUGCCCUCUCUGGCGCACACAACCUUGGCCGAUGCCAUUCUGACCGUUCCGGCUUUGAGGGUCCCUGGGUCAACUCGCCAACCCGUUUCUCGAACCAAUACUACAAGCUGCUGCUCAAGCUCAAGUGGCAACCAAAGAAGUGGGAUGGGCCCUUCCAGUACGUUGCCAAGGCACCGGGAGCUGACGACGACGACGAACAGCUCAUGAUGCUCCCCACCGACUACGCGCUCAUCCAGGACGAAAAGAUGCGCCCUUGGGUUGAAAAGUACGCAGAGGACCGAGAUGCCUUUUUCAACGAUUUUGCUAAAGUGUUCGCUAAGCUCAUCGAGUUGGGCGUUUACCGCGAUGAGUCGGGCAUCGCGAGAGCAGACAAGAUGAAACAGUUCAAGGGAGAGUACAAGUCAGCUCCGCAAAAGUCGCCUGUUCCGGGCGCACCGGGGGCAGGCAAGGACGGAGAGGCCAACCCGCUGGCACGUCAAAAUGAAAGGGCUCACGGACAGGCGCAGCACGCCCUCGCCAAGCUUUAA